CUUUUCCAACAUGGCUCCCAAAAAGAAGGUAGUCGAAAAAAAGAAGGCCCCAGCUGCCAAGGCUGAGGCCCCAAAGCCAGUGAAGACCAAGGAGCCAACCAAGGUGAAAGAGAAGGCGCUCAAGGCCAGAAAGAAUGUCUUGAAGGGAAAUAGGGAGACUAGAAAGAGGAAACAGAUGAUGACUGUUCACUUCAGACGGCCCAAGACCCUGCGUUUAGCUCGUGCACCUAGAUAUCCACGAAAGAGUACUCCUCAUAGGAACAGACUGGAUCAGUUCAAAAUUGUCAAAUUCCCACUGACAACUGAAUCUGCCAUGAAGAAAAUUGAGGAUAACAAUACCCUGGUAUUCAUCGUUGAUAUCAGAGCCAAUAAGCCACAGAUUAAAACAGCAGUCAAAAAGUUAUAUGACAUUGAUGUCGCCAAAGUUAACACUUUAGUAAGGCCAGAUGGUGAGAAGAAAGCUUAUGUACGACUAGCACCAGACUAUGAUGCCCUAGAUGUUGCUAACAAAAUUGGUAUCAUAUAAACUACUAUUCACCAUUGCCUGCUCAUGAAAGAUCUGUGAGUGCUGUGCUACCACUUGGACAUAGGACAAUAAUACAUAUUGACAAUGUCUGCUUUACCUGGUGCAACCAAAUAAAUGAAAAAAAAGUCG
This is a messenger RNA of Owenia fusiformis, 655 nucleotides long. Lineage: Eukaryota; Metazoa; Annelida; Polychaeta; Sabellida; Oweniidae. The record is from the annotation of a GenBank genome assembly.